AUGGUCAUGUCAGCGAGGAAUAACCCAGAUCUGACCCCAGCUUCCUUUGUUCUGAAUGGGAUCCCAGGCCUGGAACACAUGCACAUCUGGAUCUCCUUCCCUUUCUGUUCCAUGUAUGCAGUGGCUAUGAUGGGGAACUGUGGACUCCUCUAUCUCAUCUUCUUUGAGGAUUCCUUACACAGACCCAUGUACUACUUUUUAGCAAUGCUUUCUCUAACAGACCUUGUCAUGUGCUCUAGUACAAUCCCCAAAGCCCUGUGCAUCUUCUGGUUUCAUCUCAAAGAAAUUGGAUUUGACGACUGUCUUGUACAGAUGUUCUUCAUCCAUACCUUCAUGGGGAUGGAGUCUGGAGUGCUCAUGCUCAUGGCUCUGGACCACUAUGUAGCCAUUUGCUACCCUCUGCAUUACUCCACCAUUCUCACCAAUCCUAUCAUUGCCAAGAUUGGGUUAGCCACCUUCCUGAGGGGCGUUCUGCUAAUUAUUCCAUUCAUAUUUCUCUCCAAGUGCCUACCCUACUUUCGAGGCAAUAUAAUAAACCAUACCUACUGUGACCACAUGUCUGUAGCCAAGUUGCCCUGUGGCAAUGUCAAGGUGAAUGCCAUUUAUGGUCUAAUGGUUGCUCUCUUGAUUGGGGGUUUUGACAUCCUGUGUAUCACAAUCUCCUAUAUCAUGAUUCUGAGGGCAGUGGUCAGCUUAUCAUCAGCAGAUGCUAGGCAGAAGGCCUUCAGCACCUGCACUGCCCACAUCUGUGCCAUUGUUUUCUCCUAUAGCCCAACCUUCUUGUCCUUCUUUUCCCACCACUUUGGGGGGCACACAAUCCCUCCAUCUUGCCACAUCAUUGUGGCUAAUAUUUAUCUGCUUUUGCCUCCCACUAUGAACCCUGUUGUCUAUGGAGUGAAAACCAAACAGAUACAAGACUGUGUCAUAAGGAUUUUUUCAGAGUCUAAGGAUUCCAAAGCUCACGGUAUAUAA
Molecule: messenger RNA, 972 nt
Organism: Mus musculus (house mouse)
Lineage: Eukaryota; Metazoa; Chordata; Mammalia; Rodentia; Muridae
Gene: Or52n4b
Product: olfactory receptor family 52 subfamily N member 4B
Exons: 1
Coding region: 1-972 (323 amino acids)
Biological process (GO): nervous system process; signal transduction; detection of chemical stimulus involved in sensory perception of smell
Cellular component (GO): membrane
Molecular function (GO): olfactory receptor activity; G protein-coupled receptor activity
Source: RefSeq, marked provisional